Messenger RNA from Sarcophilus harrisii (Tasmanian devil), 1857 nucleotides. Its product is annotated as phostensin-like. Gene Ontology annotation, molecular function: phosphatase binding. NCBI's taxonomy places the organism in Eukaryota, Metazoa, Chordata, Mammalia, Dasyuromorphia, Dasyuridae. Bases 1 to 1857 code for a protein of 618 amino acids. The record is from RefSeq and is a predicted model, not a curated record. The transcript has 4 exons.
AUGGCUGCUGCACCAGAUUGCAAAUUAAAACUACUAGUCAGAAAAGAGAAGGUUAUUGAACAAGAUGUUGGAGGCAAGAGGGAUCAAAUGGCCCAGGAGCCAGUCCAGAAAUGGGUGUUAUUGAAGAAAUCCCAUACCAAACCAGGAGUGCCGGUGGAAGAACCAGGUCUUGGGAAUGAAGUUAUAUGUGAAGCACCUCCAAAGUCUGUCUGUCAGGACCCCUUUAUCCACCACCAACAGUAUACCAAAAAUCAGCUCGGUAAUAGGAAGUCACUUGAAGUUCAAGGAUGUGUUUCAGCGAGAGUGGAAACCAAAGAGCAGAGACCUGGCCCAAAAGAUCAGGAACAGAGUUUGGUGAAAAGAAAAUCAAGAAAUCAGAAUCGGAGAUGGAGGAAAAAUAGGAAGAAGAGUCUGGGGAUAGCAGAAGUUCCAGAGAAGAGUCUUAGGCCUACAGAGACUUUGGAAGGGAGGUUAAGCCCAAAGGAGACUGAGGAGAGGAGUGGGGAAUUAUUGGAGUCAGGGCAAAGGGAGAAAAGCUCUGGAAAAGUUCAAGAACGAAACAAGAAUCUAGUAGAACCUCCAGAACAGGCUUCUGGGGGAUCUGAAAUGAGUUUGAACCCAGGAGAAGAAAGCAAAGGGACCUCAGGUGAACCUAGGACAGAACAGAAUAAAUCCAGGGAGAAAUCAGGACUUUUGAAGACACAAGAGUUUCUAGCACUGAGUUCAGGAGUAACAGAGGCAGCAGAAAGACUGAACCCAAGAGAGAAUGUAAAGAUGAGUUCUCAAAUGAAGACAGUACAGGAUAGACUGAACUCUGGGAAAGCUCUAGAAUGGUGUCCUGGGGGAUCAGAGGCUGAAAAACAGAAGUUGGAGUUUUUAUAUUCCCGAUAUAAGAAGUUGCAGUCGCCAAAGGCUGAUGAAAAGAAAGCUGGGGAUGAAGGUAGGAUGGAAAGCUCCCUUAUAAGCCACUCCUCUAUGACCAACUUCUUCCUACUCAAGAAAGUUAGAACUGGAAACUCAGGGCCACAGUACUCCCCACCACCCUCAGUACCUCUCCUCUCCCCUGCUCCACCAAUCCAAUGGUCCUCAAAGAGCUUCCCGAAGAAUCUAUUCAGUGAGAUGGACAGGUCUAGGCCUCAAGCAACCUCUCUCCUGCCUAAACCCCAGCUCCCUGACCCUGGAAAGAAGUACCCCACUUCUGAGGAGAUAUUGGUGGUUGGGGGUUACAUCAGCCUCAACCGAAGCUGCCUGGCAAAGAGUUCCUCUGAGAGACGCCGCAAACAGCUCAGAAUUUCAUUUAAGGAGCCAGUCCUGCAGAGCAUCUAUUAUUAUCCUCCGGAGAAUUCUACGCUAUUGGACAGGGGCUUUAUCUUGGUGUUUGUCCCCCCUCCUCCCAUGCAUAAGAGGAGGAGGAGAAAGGCAGGGGGUGAGGAGUAUGGGAGUGGGGACACCCCCACCCCCACCCUCCGCAGUACAUCUCACACGGGCAGGUUUCCAGUACUGGCGCCUGCCCAGCCCCCUUGCCAGCAACCAGGAGACUUGCGGGGCCUGCCGUCAUCGCGACGGAUUUUUGUGUCCUGCCCCUUCGGCUCCAUGGGGGCGGGGGCCAUAGGUGCCUUCCGUUUGUCCGCGGGGCACGUGCUGCUGGCACUAAGGGCCCUGGCAUGGAAAAAGAGAGCCAUGGACUGGUUUCCAGAUGCUCCACACUGCCUGCUGAAGGCAUGGCAUCCUGCCUUGCCCAAGAAUACACAGCUGGAAGGAGCCUUCAACAUCAACCAGACCAAGCCCUUCAUUAUGCAGAGAGUCCAAAACCACGAGCUGCAGAGCAGUUGUCGAUCUGCUCAAGUCAAUAAGUAG